This is a messenger RNA of Cyclocybe aegerita, 2031 nucleotides long. Lineage: Eukaryota; Fungi; Basidiomycota; Agaricomycetes; Agaricales; Hemipholiotaceae. The record is from the annotation of a GenBank genome assembly.
AUGCCUCCGAAACUCAAAGUUCUUGAAAACAAUGCCCGAAUUGAGCAACGCUUCAAGAGCGAGAUUUCCAGUUCCUUGGCAGCAGUUUUGAAGACGAAUCCGCGUAUGACACCAAAAGAAGCGAUGUGGUCCAUUGAACAGAAGAUGCUCGCCAAUAACCCGUACCAGCCCUUAGAGAACGGAAAAAGUCCCAUCGGCGACCUACCGGACGAGAUACUUACCCAUAUAUUUUCCUUGGGCGUUCGCAUGCAAGAGGAAGAGGAUAUGGACGGUUAUGACGAUGAUGAUGCAUGGGAGGAUGUGAGCACGGAUGAAGAAGAGGACGAAGAAGAGGACGAAGAAGAGGACGAGGAGAUGGAGACAGCAGAUGAUGCCGAAGUCACCUUGCCCGGGAAGGCACACGACUCAGACAGCGACAUGGACUCGCUCCUUGACUCGGAGUACGAUGGUUCGGAUGAAGACGACGAACUACGCAUCCCGUUCCAGGUUCUCGUCUCUCAUGUGUGCCGUCGAUGGCGCGAAGUUGUCCUGGAAGCACACGUUCUUUGGACCACCCUCCAGUUCAGCAACCGCCCGCGAUUGGAGAAGGCCCAAAUGUACAUAUCGCGCAGAGGUGAUCUCCCGUUGGACAUCUACAUUGACUGUACAUUCCCACCCGAUGUGGAUGAAGAAGACCACCCCGACCAUUCCCUUUAUCUCGAAAACAAGGCACGAAAAGGAUCUAGUGAAGAACCCACAUCCCCUCCCUCCGGUCUGGACAACGAAGACGAUGAUAGUCGCUUUCUCUCUCAAAGAGAGGUUUCUCGAAUUCUGGAUCUCAUUGAGCCAGAAGCGGCGCACUGGCGCACCCUUGACUUCCGUGCAAGCACGUACAGUUAUGUCCACCUCCUUCUUUCGCGACUGCAUAAGUUGCCACCUGCUCCAGCUCUCGAAUCAUUCCAGGUUUAUCAUUUUGAAGAUUGCGAGGAUUACGAAUUCUUCUCUGGAGACGAUAAGACACCAUUUUUGCCUUUCCAAGGAGAAGCACCCAAUUUGAAGGAGGCCAUUUUCUGGGGUGUGCACAUCGAUUGGGAGGAUUCCUUGCGAGCAUUCCUCCGUGAUUUGCGGGAGUUAGAACUCUCGUAUCACGCAAAGGAUGUCCGCCCAACCUACCCCGUUUUCCGCCAGAUUAUCCAAAAUUCACCCCACCUGCAGACUCUGACAUUAUCGCUGUCUGGACCAAUGCUAGCUGACGGAGUUGCUUUUGAUGACGAAGAGGCUUGGGGCCCUGAACCUCUUACAAUCCCUUCAGUCAAGGAUCUUGCGUUGCAGUUUCACACCCCAAGCUACGCCUCGGUUCUCGUUCAACAUCUUGAUCUGCCAGGGGUGCAAAAUCUUGUGCUCAACUUUGACCAGGAAGACUAUAGCGAGUUCGUGCGCGUACUUCUCAAGCCAGUCAAAGGGCGCACAGAAUCCUUGCUGCAGCACGUCGAGCAGCUGAAGAUUUCAGGGUUGCCUUGCAACGUCGCAAACGCCGAGGGCCUCCUUGGCCAACUAAAAGCAUUGAAGUCGUUCAACUUGAAGGUUGUCGGCCAAGAAGAGCAUGUCAUUUUCCAGAAGCUCAUGGAUCCAGCCGCAGGCCGCCCACCCAAUGCAACAUCAGAGAGUGGUUCGGGCAGAUUCGGAGAGCUUCCCAAGCUCUUCUGCCCUCUUCUCGAGUCCAUCACGACGACCGAAGUUCCUGGCGAGGAAAUCAAGCGCCUUGUUGCGGCGCGGCGCACCCUCGGAGUGCCCUUGAAGAAGAUCCUCAUGAGCGAAACAGAUCAUAUCUCGAAGAAGGAUGAAAAAUGGAUCAGAGCGCACGUCGAUGAGCUCGACUUUUUCGAGCCUUCUGACUCAGAGGAUGAGGAGCUAGAACUAGAGGUGUUGGAUGACGACGAUGAUGAUUCAGGUGACGAGAACGGCGACGACGGAGGAGAGGAGCCUUUCCCCAGUCCUUUUGCUCAGCACUUGGGACGGGGAAGACGAAGUGGUGGGCCGGAUCUAGAUUAA